CGGGAGCGCGUCCGACUCCCACCGCAGGCCCCGAACCCGAGACCCCCGCUGUGCCGCCGCUAUGUACGACCCCGAGCGCGGAUGGAGCCUGUCCUUCUCGGGAUGCGGCUUCCUGGGCUUCUACCACAUCGGGGCGACCCGCUGCCUGAGCGAGCGCGCUCCGCACCUCGUCCAGGACGCGCGCAUGCUGUUCGGCGCCUCGGCCGGGGCGCUGCACGGAGUCUUUUUGCUCUGCGGGAUCUCGCUGGACAUCAUCAUGGAGCUCAUCAUGGACAUGGCCCAGAGUGCCAGGAGCCGGAAGAUUGGCAUCCUCCACCCCGCCUUCAACCUGGGCAGGCGCCUCCGAAAUGAUCUUCAGACACAUCUCCCAGACGACGUCCACAGGCUCAUCUCUGGCAAAAUGUACAUUUCGCUCACCAGGGUGUCCGAUGGGGAAAAUGUGCUGGUGUCUGAUUUUCAGUCCAAAGAAGAAGUUGUGGAUGCCUUGCUCUGUUCCAGCUUCAUCCCUUUCUUCUGUGGCAUAAUCCCUCCUUCCUUCAGAGGCGUGCGAUACGUGGAUGGAGGAAUAAGCGACAAUGUCCCUUUCUUUGAUGCCAAAACGACCAUCACUAUGUCCCCCUUCUACGGGGAGUAUGACAUCUGCCCUAAAGUCAAGUCCACGAACUUUCUUCACGUGGACAUGACCAAGCUCAGUCUGCGGCUCUGCUCCGAGAAUGUCUACCUCCUGAUUCGAGCCCUGUUCCCUCCGGACCUCAAGGUGCUUGGUGAGAUAUGCCUUCGCGGCUACUUAGACGCCUUCAGGUUCUUGGAGGAGAAUGGCAUCUGCAACAAGCCCCAUCCGGGCCUGGAUUUACCCUCGGAGGAGGCGAAGACCCUUACCUUCCCCCGGGGACACAGGAGCCCGGAAUCUGGCCCAAGGGUGUCUGCGGAGAGGAUGGAGCCCGAGGGAGACGAGCUGCUGGACCACCUGCGUCUCAGCAUCCUGCCCUGGGACGAGCGCAUCCUGGACACCCUAUCACCCAACCUCACUGCAGCACUGAGUAAUGCAAUUAAAAUGCAACGUGGACAAGUGAGCAAGAUUUACAAUUUCUUACCGGUUAAGGUCCUGUCGUAUGUGAUGCUGCCUUGUACGCUCCCCAUGGAGUCUGCCAUCGCCGUGGCCCAGAGACUGGUGACGUGGCUUCCAGACAUGCCCGAGGACAUCCGGUGGCUGCAGUGGCUCACCUGUCAUGUGUGCUCUCGAGUGAUGACGCAGCUCCUCCCCCACUCCAGGUCUGCGGCUUUGGGGGGGGGGGACCACCCUCGGGCCUUCCGCAACUAUGACAACUCGGCGCUCAGCAGGAGGGUAGCAGCUGUGCGGGCGUCACCGGACGCUCUGCGCUUGAGCAGCCUCCAGGCAAUGGGGCUUCCCGGCAUCCGUGUGAACAUCCGGGUCAUAGGCCCUUAA
Messenger RNA from Lontra canadensis (Northern American river otter), 1447 nucleotides. RefSeq names its product patatin like phospholipase domain containing 3 (gene PNPLA3). Gene Ontology annotation, biological process: lipid homeostasis; triglyceride catabolic process. The record is from RefSeq and is a predicted model, not a curated record. Lineage: Eukaryota; Metazoa; Chordata; Mammalia; Carnivora; Mustelidae. Gene Ontology annotation, molecular function: triacylglycerol lipase activity. Gene Ontology annotation, cellular component: cytoplasm; membrane; lipid droplet. The coding region runs from base 62 to 1447 and encodes 461 amino acids. The transcript is spliced from 10 exons.